AUGUUUGUCUUCCUAGGGAGGAAUCAAGGGGUUUUUAGAAAGGCUCGAAGAAUCUUCUUCCCCAAAUGUUGCUCAGUAAUUGGACUUCGCUAUUACGAUUGUCCAUCUAUUUCUCAUCCUUCAGUGGAGGUAUUGGCUUCUGCAACGAGUUAUCAGGAUCGCCAUCUAUGCACCCAAGCAAGUAUAGUUUCUUUUGGAUUAGAGGAAAAGGAGGCUGCCCGUCGAAUUCGUCAUGUUAUAUCUCGAAUGUGUAAUGGGACUGUUGAGGAUGUUGUCAAGCGUCUUCAACAUUAUCAGGAUUGUUCUCAGAUCCAGAUCUCAGUCUCCCUCGUGGAAAGUUUGUUGGGUGGGUUUGGAGACGACUGGAAGUCUGCUAUGGGGUUUUUUAGGUGGGCUGCUUUGUGCUCCGGAUGUAAACAUACAUUGAGAUCGUAUAAUAAAAUGGUAGACUUGUUGGGAAAGAUGAAGCAAUUCAGUAGAAUGUUAGAGUUGGUCAGUGAGAUGCGUGAGGAGGGUAUCAUUACACUUGAGACAUUCGCAAAGGUGAUGAGGCGAUUCACAGGUGCUGGGAAGUAUGAACAAGCCAUUGAGGUCUUUAAUGAUUUGGAUUCUUUUGGACUCACUAAGAACACAGAGGCAAUGAACAUCUUGCUUGACACCCUUUCCAAAGAGAAACAUGUUGAGACUGCUCGAGAGGUCUUUCUAGAACUCAAAUCCAAGAUUCCACCUGAUGCUUACACAUUCAACAUUUUUGUCCACGGGUGGUGCAAGGCUAAUCGUAUUGAUGAGGCUGAAUGGACGAUUCUAGAGAUGAAAGGCUAUGGUUUCCGCCCUUCGGUGAUCACAUACUCAACCAUCCUCGAAGCUCAGUGCAGGAACCGCAGUGUUCAUAAGGUUUAUGAGCUUCUGGACAAGAUGCAUGCCGAGGGAUGCAUUCCUAAUGUUGUCACAUACACUAUUAUCAUGCAUUCACUGGCAAAGUCCCAUGGAUAUGAAGCUGCAUUGCAAAUAGUCGACAGGAUGAAUGCUUCUGGAUGUAAGCCUGACACACUCUUCUACAAUUCCUUGAUCUAUGUGCUAGGGAGGGCUGGUCGGUUGUCUGAAGCCUCCCGUGUAUUUGAGAUGGAUAUGCACCGGAAUGGGGUAACACCUGAUCUGUCAACUUACAACACCAUGAUCUCAGCCUUCUGUCACCACUCAUGCGAAAAAGAAGCGUUAGAAGUGUUGGAGAAGAUGGAAAAUGCUUCUUGCGUGCCUGACCUCCUGACAUACACUCCACUACUUAAACUUUGUUUGAAGAAAGGGAAGACUGUUGAUCUUCUCUCCUUUCUGAUGAACGACAUUGUCAACAAGUACCAUUUAAGUCUGGACUUAGCAACAUACUCUCUCUUGAUCCAUGGGCUAUGUAGAGCUGGGAAAACUGAUUGGGCAUUCCUUCUCUUUGAGGAAAUGAUAAAUCAAGAGAUAGUCCCUAGGAAUCGGACAUGGAAGUUGCUCUUGAAGGAAGCUGAACAAAAGAGUAUGCAUGGCACUGUAGAAAGGAUCAAAGAGCUGGUGAAGCAAAGUAGACACUUUGGUUGUUCUGAAUAG
This is a messenger RNA of Spirodela intermedia, 1590 nucleotides long. The record is from the annotation of a GenBank genome assembly. NCBI's taxonomy places the organism in Eukaryota, Viridiplantae, Streptophyta, Magnoliopsida, Alismatales, Araceae.